GCUAUUUCUGCAUGAAAAAAUUCUAUGAAAUAUGGCAGCCUGACAUUGCUGCUAAAAGAAAAAUCUGAAGCAAAAAACGUACAAAAGUAAUAUGUAACAUUGAAUUCAGUAUGCGGUAUCAUUUUAAAGCUCUAUGUUUUUCGGAUGCUGCAUUUCACCAUUUAGAAGACCUUCAGAUCUUUCUGUAGCCUUUUGGAAGGGCACUAAAAAAAUAAACUCUCCGAAAUUGAUCAUAAUGUUUUACUCAGUUCAGAUCGGAGAUACAAUAUUUACAGUUCUUAACAGAUAUCAAAACUUGCACCCAAUAGGUUCUGGAGCUCAAGGAAUGGUUUGUGCUGCCUAUGACACAAUAACUCGACAAAAAGUUGCCAUAAAGAAGCUCAGUCGUCCGUUUCAAAAUGUCACACAUGCCAAAAGAGCAUUCCGUGAACUUAUACUGAUGAAGAUAACAAACCAUAAAAAUAUUAUAGGAUUAUUAAAUGUUUUCACUCCUGACAAAAAUUUAGAAGAAUUUCAAGAUUUAUAUUUAGUUAUGGAAUUGAUGGAUGCUAGUUUGUGCCAAGUUGUUCAAAUGGACCUUGACCACGAGCGAUUGUCAUACCUUUUAUAUCAAAUGUUAUGUGGUAUAAAGCAUCUUCAUUCUGCAGGAAUCAUACACAGAGACUUGAAACCAAGCAAUAUAGUUGUAAAAUCAGAUUGUAGUUUAAAAAUAUUAGAUUUUGGUCUUGCAAGAACGGCUGGAUCCGCAUUCACCAUGACCCCUUAUGUAGUUACCCGUUAUUAUCGUGCACCAGAAAUAAUACUUGGAAUGGGUUAUUCCGAAAACGUGGAUGUUUGGUCCAUUGGUUGUAUUUUUGGUGAAAUGAUCCGUGGUUCUGUCAUGUUUCCAGGCACAGAUCAUAUUGACCAAUGGAAUAAGGUGACAGAACUGCUUGCCACACCACCUCAUUCGUUCUUCGAACGUCUACAACCGUCGGUGCGGAUGUAUUGUUCCAAUCGACCAAAACAAAAAGGAUACACAAUAGAAGAAUUAUUUCCAGAAGAGCUUUUUCCAACUGGAAACAAACAAAAAGUGUUGCAAGCACGAGAUCUUCUCUCGAAAAUGUUAGUAGUGGAUCCUGUGAAGAGAAUUACAAUCAGCCAGGCGCUGAAACAUCCAUAUGUAAAUGUGUGGUACGACGCAGAUGAAGUGGAAGCCCCUGCUCCUGCACAAUACGACCAUACACUCGAUGAAUCCGACCACACUGUGGAAGAAUGGAAAGUGAUGAUAUACAAUGAAGUUUUGUCGUACCAACAUGAACAACAAACAAAAAAUAAAUCGUCCUCAACGUCGUCCACAUCCGAAGUUCGAAAUAAAAAUGUAGAUAGCAAUGGGAAUUCAAAAACGAAUAGUAAGGAUUGAAGGACGCAACACAACUAUUUUAAAAACACCAGCACGUUUUUGUGACAACAAAGAAGUCAAAACUUUUAAAAACGUUCAGUUAUUGUUGAAUAUGUUCACAGCUGUCAAUUAUGACGAUUUUAAGCGAACAUCUGCCUUUAUUAAUUAUUAAAGACAUUUUUUUACCAAUCGUAACAAUUUAUAUGUUUUAACAAGCCCGCAAGUUUUAGAAGACGGUUUGUUUUCACUGUGAACGGGCAUGAUUGUAAAAUAUAUCAUUUGGUCGCCGCCUGUUAAAAUCUAUAAACCACAAGCACUUUUGUUUGAUAUUGUAUUUUAAGCAUAUAGGUUAGAAUUGAAUAUAUAUUUUUCAUGUAAUACAUGCAACUAUAUAACGAUAUCGUUUCAGUUUGGUGUACAUACACAACUAACAUUAGCGGCUUACUAUUUUUGUUGCCAAUUUUUUUUCAAGCUGUUUCCAUGAUGUUUGAACAACAAUCUGAAAUUUUGAUUCUGUGUUUACAAAUGUACAUAUCUCGUAUAAAAUUUUAUCUAUUGAAAAUGCAAAAAAUUAACAUGAAUGUCGUCUACUCAUACACUUAUAUUUUCGUGAAAAAUUAAAUUUUUGUAGUUUAACAUUUUAUUUUAUUACAACACUAUUAUCAACACGUCUGUCAAGAUUUCUCUUCUGCGGGUUUGCUUUGCGAGUCUGCUCUGCAGGUUUGCGUUGCAGGUCUGUUUUGGCAGGGUUUUUCCGCGGUGUAAGAACGGAAUUUAGACUGUCAUUAUUUCUAGUAAAGAAACCUGAGGCGAGGUUGUUUAUAUAUUCUUUAUUUUUUUUUAAAUUUGUCGCUCUAUUUCAUUGGGUGCAUUUACUUCCAAGGCUUGUGGAUGCAGAGUGCAGAGAUAUUUUUUUGCAAUAGAUAGACUUAUUUUGUAUGUGAACAUAACUGUAAAAUCUGUUCAUAAAAACUAUAAAAAAAUACUACAAACAUUUACAA
This is a messenger RNA of Hydractinia symbiolongicarpus, 2382 nucleotides long. Its product is annotated as stress-activated protein kinase JNK-like. Gene Ontology annotation, molecular function: ATP binding; JUN kinase activity. Gene Ontology annotation, cellular component: nucleus; cytoplasm. NCBI's taxonomy places the organism in Eukaryota, Metazoa, Cnidaria, Hydrozoa, Anthoathecata, Hydractiniidae. Gene Ontology annotation, biological process: protein phosphorylation; JNK cascade. Bases 134 to 1402 code for a protein of 422 amino acids. The record is from RefSeq and is a predicted model, not a curated record. The transcript has 13 exons.